Messenger RNA from Daphnia magna, 1380 nucleotides. RefSeq lists its product as uncharacterized. The transcript is spliced from 5 exons. Lineage: Eukaryota; Metazoa; Arthropoda; Branchiopoda; Diplostraca; Daphniidae. The record is from RefSeq and is a predicted model, not a curated record. Bases 619 to 1173 code for a protein of 184 amino acids.
GCAAUAACAUACCAGUUUAUCUCGCGUUGAAAUGGAUGACGCUGUCUGGAGUGUUGCGUUAAUCUGGUCGAUUAAAACCACAUUAAGUGUCCUCAGUGUCGCAGAUUCACUCCGGUUAGUGCCGGGCCAAUCUCUGUGAAUGAUGAUCUCCAAACCGAUCACGAUUUGAUGGCCCUACUUCUCCAAACAAAAACAAAUUUAUUAUCACAGAGACAUUCACCUGUAUCUGCCACGGGCACGAUAAAAUCGAUAUUAAUUGUUGGAAAUGGUUAUAGGAAUCGAUAGUGAUUUAUCUCCUCCUCCAGCGGGUGGGAUUUCAAAACGGUGCAUACCGUGACUGCUAGAUGGCGUUGGUGGAUGAUGAUUAUUUUCUGCGAAAAAAAAUAAAUGGCCCUAGCCGAGGUGCUGAAUUUUUAGGGGGUAAUUUGGCGUUCCGUACUACGGAGUUAGGCCUAGUGGGAAACCGAAACCCAAUGGUUGUUUGUAAACUCAACCAUUCGUUAAUAUCAACAAACAAAACGCCACCUAUUGCAUAAACAAGACAUCCAUUACUCAAAUGGGCGUUAGACUUUUUUUUAGAAUUUGAAGAAGCAUUCAGCAUUGUAAACUUAACACAAAAUGCGGAUGCUUGUAAAAAAGAAUCUACUAAUCAGAUUAGUCAUAUCUUUACUGGUUACUUACCUUCUUUUUCGCGCCCAAUGGAAUUCGGCCAGUUUCAGCACUUCAGUUUCGGAAAAUCCUCAUCAAGUCUGGGAAUUUGUAUCUGAUCUCAAUAACGCUAAAAAACUGAAUCCAUCUAUCUUUGACUUCUACAUCACUGACCACGAUAAGGGAAACUAUGAUCAUUGGGAAUAUGGUGCUGUUAUUUACGAGACAAUGGCAUUUAUCCCAGUAUUGACAAAUGUCAACUAUGCUGAGUUUACUCUAAAAACAUCACCAAACAAAGAUCACUAUAAAAUUCUGAGCACAUAUAGGACAUGCUUCUUCAGAUAUGCCUGCUUGCACAGCAAAUCAGAAAUGACAUUUUCUAAUGAUGCUGCCUAUGGUGGAACCAAAUUCCGUGAACUUAUUGAUUAUCAAUGUCCCUUCAUCUUUUCUUGGUUAUGUUCAAGAGAACUGACAAACCAAAGGAAUGAAUGGAUAAAGCGCUUAAAAAAUACUUACCAAAACUGAGAACCAAGUGCAUCACAGGAAACUAGGGUAGCUUGUCCAGCUUCUUUGCUUCUUAAUCAAAGAUAUAUCUAUCUAAGUGCUAUAAAGGUCGCCAGAUCUACGCGAUACUAAGAAUUCUCGGGAGAAUCUUACUCCUAUUCCCAAUUUGUCGAUCACUCCAUGUGCUUAUCAAUGAAAUAAAUUUUAACAUUUUUUAAAACAGUAAAA